This is a messenger RNA of Melitaea cinxia (Glanville fritillary), 2447 nucleotides long. RefSeq names its product phenoloxidase subunit 1 (gene PPO1). NCBI's taxonomy places the organism in Eukaryota, Metazoa, Arthropoda, Insecta, Lepidoptera, Nymphalidae. The transcript is spliced from 14 exons. Gene Ontology annotation, molecular function: oxidoreductase activity. The coding region runs from base 1 to 2184 and encodes 727 amino acids. The record is from RefSeq and is a predicted model, not a curated record.
AUGGCGAAUAAGAAUCUUUUGAAACUGUUCUUCGACCGCCCCACGGAGCCCUGCUUCAUGCAGAAGGGCGAAGAUAAGACAUACUUUCGCAUGCCGUCUAACUAUUUCCCGGAUAAAUAUAAAUCAUCCAGCAAUGUCCUGGAGAACCGAUUCAGUGAUGGCGCUACUCGCACCAUUGAAGUGCGCAACAUCGCGCUGCCCAACCUCUCACUGCCCAUGGAACUGGCCUACAACGAGCAGUUCUCCCUUUUCGUGCCCAAGCACAGGAAGAUGGCUGGGAGGCUGAUCGACAUCUUCAUGAACAUGCGUGAUGUGGACGAUUUGCUGUCUAUCUGCUCCUACUGUCAGAUGAGGAUCAACCCUUACAUGUUCAACUACUGCCUCUCGGUCGCCAUUUUACACAGAGACGAUACCAAGGGUCUGGACAUUCCGACCUUCGCAGAAACCUUCCCUGACAAGUUCAUGGACCCCAAGGUGUUCAGGCGUGCUCGUGAAGUGAGCACCGUCAUGAAGCCUGGUGAUCGGCUCCCGGUAGUGAUCCCGCAAAACUACACAGCGUCAGAAAGUGAGCCAGAGCAACGCGUGGCUUACUUCCGUGAAGAUAUUGGCAUCAACCUUCACCACUGGCACUGGCAUCUGGUCUACCCCUUCGACGCGGAGGUCCGCUCCAUCGUUGACAAGGACAGACGUGGGGAGCUGUUCUACUACAUGCACCAGCAGAUCAUCGCCAGGUACAGCACAGAACGACUGUGCAACGGUCUCGCCCGGCCUCGUCGCUAUAACGACUUCCGGCAACCCAUCGAGGAAGGAUACUUCCCUAAGCUGGACUCCCAAGUAGCCAGCAGAUCCUGGCCACCACGUUUCGCGGGCUCCACCAUUCGUGACUUGGAUCGCCCAGUAGACCAGAUCCGCAGUGAUGUCUCCGAGCUGGAGACCUGGAGGGAACGCUUCAUACAGGCAAUAAACGACCUGGCUAUUAUCCUGCCAAACGGUCGUCAAAUGAAACUUGACGAGGAAACCGGUAUCGACGUCCUCGGAAAUUUGAUGGAGUCAUCCAUCAUCAGUCGCAACCGUGGCUACUACGGCGAUCUCCACAACAUGGGGCACGUCUUCAUCUCCUACACUCAUGACCCUGAUCACAGGAACUUGGAGCAAUUUGGAGUAAUGGGUGAUUCGGCCACGGCUAUGCGAGACCCCGUGUUCUACCGCUGGCAUGCCUACAUCGACGACAUCUUCCUACUUUACAAGAACAAGCUGCCGCCUUAUCCACAAAACAAGCUCGACUUCCCCGGUAUUCGCGUGUCAGGCGUGAGUGUGGAAGGGCCGGGGGGCCAGGGGGUGCUGACGACGCAGUGGGAGCAGAGCACGGUGGACCUCGGCCGGGGACUGGACUUCACUCCUCGGGGGAGCGUCCUCGCCCGCUUCACACAUCUCACACACGACAACUUUAACUACGUUAUUCAAGUAAACAACACUAGCGGAGCUGGAGUGAUGGGCACGGUGCGUUUGUUCAUUGCCCCGGUGCGAGACGAGCAGGGCCGACCGCUGGCCUUUAGCGAGCAGAAGAGGCUGAUGAUCGAGCUCGACAAGUUCACGCAGUCCAUCCCCGCUGGCAGUAGCACCUUCCGUCGCUCAAGCUUGGACUCAUCUGUGACCAUUCCCUACGAGCGCACGUUCCGCGCCCAGAGCGCCCGCCCCGGAGACCCGGGCUCCGUUGAAGCGGCGGAGUUCGACUUCUGCGGCUGCGGCUGGCCGCACCACAUGCUCAUCCCCAAGGGGACCGCUCAGGGCUACCCCAUGGUGCUCUUCUGCAUGAUCUCCAACUGGAACGAUGACAGAGUGGCUCAAGACCUGGUUGGCGCCUGCAACGACGCAGCCUCGUACUGCGGCAUCCGCGACCGCAAGUACCCGGACCGCCGCCCCAUGGGCUUCCCCUUCGACCGCCCCAGCCCAGCUGCCUCCCUUCGAGACUUCCUUACUCCCAACAUGGCUAUCUCAGACUGCACGAUCCGAUUCACCGACGCCACCCGCAUACGAGGACAGCAGGGAUUUAAAGAAAUAAAACGAGAUACCCGACAAAAGCGAUCCUGCGGGUGUUCGGACUACGGACCGGCAGACAUUGAUGCUCUGAUUAGGAAACCAUACUAUUAUAUCAAAUGUAAUCAUAAAAAUCAUAUAUUUUAAACUCACGACUGUUUUUACAACUAUAAUCUAAACAGCUUAUAAAGUUUUUAACAACAAUUAUACUUUUUCAUGUAACUGUAAAUUUUGUUGUUUAAUGCAAUUAGUUGUUGUUACUGGUAGACUCGGCAAGGAAACUGGAUAUUUGAUUUAAUUUUAAGUUUUGGGUCACUUAUUAUAAUCUAUUAGAUAAUAGUUAUGUACAUAUGUAAAUACUUUUUAAUUCAUAAGACUGAAUAAAUUAGCCUUUCACAAAAAAAAAAAAA